GCGCACCCACGCCUCACUUCUUCCUUGUAGAAAAGAGCAAAUCUGUGAGUCGCUCUCUGGUGAGUUUCAACGCUUCGCACGGCGGCUGACAAGUGAACGCGAUGGGGAAAAUCGAGUGGGCCAUGUGGGCCAAUGAGCAGGCGCUGGCCUCGGGACUCAUUCUCCUCACUGGAGGCAUUGUGGGGGUGGCUGGGCAGUUCAGGGGCUGGCAGUUUGCUGCUUAUGCCAUUGCUGCUGGAGUAUUUGUGUGUCUUCUGGAGUAUCCAAGAAGCAAGAGGGCCAAAGGCACAAGUGUGGAGAGAACUGGUCAGUACUGCUUCACGGUGUGUGUGAAAUCCUUUGGGCCACUGACGAGGAACUACUAUGUCAGAGCAUUUUUACAUGCUGCAAUCUGUGUGCCUGGCGGUUUUAUGCUCGCGACUGUCCUCGGAUGUGUCUGCCUCGGAAUCGCCAGCAUUAUCUACCUUGCAGCAGCUAUCCGAGGUGAACACUGGGAGCCCAUUGUUCCGAGGAAGGACACGGUCCGACCGCCACCUGCCGACAUCAAGAAUCCUCCCCAAAAUCCACCACCAAGACCUCCUCCUGAGACGCGCAGGAAACGGGUAGAGGACCUUGAGGGAGCGGCCUAUGACAACCCCAUUCCUGUGAAAGACUAACUAAUCAGUUCAAUGCAUGAUCUUCUUAAACCUUUCCCUUGUCUCUCUGAGAGUUUUGUACAAUUAUUCAAAACCAGUCCCAGUGGGACUUCACAACAUUGUCUUAUUCCGGACAAACGAUUGGUUUUCUGAAGUCAAGUGAAGGAAAUGAGUGGACUUCAUGUCGGCCCAGACAAAGUACUGUACUGUGAGAGUGAAGUAAAAAUGGUUCUUUAUCACAAUAAUUGAGAAUUCAAAGGAAGAUGGUUGGAUUGACAUGAACUUUUGAGGCAAAAACGUAAAGCACAGAAGACCAUGUAAAUGCUAUAGCUGCUAAGUGUCAACCGUUCAGAGGUUAGCAAGUCAACAGACUGCAGGUGAUGUAGGUAUCGCACUGCUGUUAUAAAAGUGCAAACCAAUGCCUGUUUCUUUGCCGACCACCAGAAAUAUAUGAAGUUGAGUUGCAUCCAUUGUAUUGUUUUGCAUUGCACGGAUCUUACAAUAUCUUAGUAUGUACUUGCACUCUUAUCUUAACCGCCGUGUAUUUAUGUAUUUCUUGAGGUCAACUGAUCAUAACAACAACAUCCAUGUUUACUAGGAUUAAGUUAACAUAUUGGGCUGGGGCUGUAUCGGGCUGAUUGCAUACAUUGAUACAUUGGGCCUUUAUCAUUAUUUUAUUGCCUGUAUUUUGAUUUCUCGUAAAUAAAAGCCUUCUGUGCAUUGAAUCAUGA
Molecule: messenger RNA, 1366 nt
Organism: Gasterosteus aculeatus aculeatus (three-spined stickleback)
Lineage: Eukaryota; Metazoa; Chordata; Actinopteri; Perciformes; Gasterosteidae
Gene: cyba
Product: cytochrome b-245, alpha polypeptide
Molecular function (GO): heme binding
Source: RefSeq, a predicted model, not a curated record